AUGGCGUCGGCACUUCUGCAAAGCCGCAAGACCGAUACCGUCCAACACUUGGUAUUAAGUGUCAAAAGCCAAAAGUCUCAACUGGAACUCCAGAACCAAUUCGCCGAAUACCAUGAGCAGGUCAAAGUUCUCCGAGGCCAGAACGUACAAGUUGCUCAAGAGGCCGACACCAUCAUUCUAGCUCACAUGCCGUUCAUGGUUAAAGAUAUCUUGUCGGAGAAAGGUAUGCGAGAUGCAUUCAAGGGGAAGCUGGUUAUUAGCAUCCUUGCCGGAAUUAACGCCAAGAAAAUACAAGGGGCUCUCGGUAUCCCAGAUGGACAGCAAGAAUAUGACCUUAUCAGAGUCAUGCCGAACCUCGCUACGUCGCUGAGGGAGUCAAUGACCGUGGUUAAGGAGCCCGGGCCUGAUGCAUCACCAGAAAGUCUGGAAAAGGCCACCAAGAUUCUCGAACAGUUCGGCUCGACAGUCACGGUACCUGAUGAAACAUAUCAUGCGGCUGGUAUUCUGACGGGGGCCUAUUUCGCCCUCACUAGCAUUGCGCUGGACGGAAUGGCGGAUGCUGCUUUGGCUGCAGGCAUGACUCAACCUCUGGUUAACGCGGUGACCAUUCAGUGCCUCGAGGGAUGGGUCAAGCUCCUGGAACAGGGCAAAACACCAACCGACAUUCGAGAGUUUUUGGCAGCGCCUGAAGGAGCAAGCUACCAGGGAAUCGCGACUCUCGAUAGAGCUAACACUCAAGUGGCUUUCUCAGAGGCUUUUGAACGUGCUACGGACAGGGCGAAGGAGCUUGAGGAACGUGGAAACUAG
Fusarium redolens is the source of this 807-nucleotide messenger RNA. Its product is annotated as pyrroline-5-carboxylate reductase dimerization-domain-containing protein. Lineage: Eukaryota; Fungi; Ascomycota; Sordariomycetes; Hypocreales; Nectriaceae. The coding region runs from base 1 to 807 and encodes 268 amino acids. The record is from RefSeq and is a predicted model, not a curated record. The transcript has a single exon. Gene Ontology annotation, biological process: L-proline biosynthetic process. Gene Ontology annotation, molecular function: pyrroline-5-carboxylate reductase activity.